UGCUUUCGCACUGAGGGGGCCCGGCUCAGGCUCUGAGGGCGCAGGGCCCCGGGAGCCGGUGCUGGGGUGGAGUGAGGGCGUUUGUGGAGAACCCGGGGGGUUCGGCCUGCCCCGGGCAGGGCUGGGAAGUCAGGGCAGUUGCCUGGGCUGUCGUGUUCCAGAAGUGACUGAAAAUCAGGGCCCUGGGGUGGGCACUGACCCAUAAAGUGUGGGGCAGGACACCUGGUUAGGGCAGGACCCCUUAUACUGAAAGGUUUGAAAUACAAAUUCAACAAAAUGAGAGCAGUUUAUGUUCGGCCUUGAGCAUGAGGACAGGCUGGGUCACCUCAGGCCCCUUUGCACCUGGGCAGUUGUGGACUAAAAGUGUUCUGGUACCUUUGGCGUAGCUCUGGGACAUUAAAAUGGAUUUUUCUUCAGGCUAUGCACUCGGUAACAUGAGGCCUGAAUUUUAAAACGGUUUAAUUAUUUUGGUACAAGCUUGCAUAUGGCUCUCUUGCCAGAGAACUAGUGAAAUUACAUGUUGCACAAAGCCAGGGAGUGAAAACUGAGCAAAUGGGAUUUUGUGUAUAAACACUAUUUGGAAUAGUGCCUUAAAAUGUUUAACUUCAGUGGUUGACUAACACUCGCAUUAGAAGUAAUCUUUGACAAAUAAUCAACACUACCCGCCUCUCAAGAUGGCCUAGGUUUACCCUAACAAGUUCUGUAGACACAAUUUCUUAGGGGCGAGUUAUUUAUUUUAACAGUGUUUUGCUGAUAGAACUAACCUAGUACAAAUAUGGCUGAGAGGCAGAAAGUGUGACUUCACUGAUACUGUUUAAUUUGCUUCCCGAAGCAGUAUCAUCUGCACAGGCAUUUCUGUUGGUAGAGCUGUCUGCGCGGAGAGGCUGCUCCAGCCUACAGCCGUGGUAGGAAACCUUUUAAGUGCAGAUAAGUCUCUGCUGUGUUAGAAGCCAAUGACACACCCUGUCAUUUACUGCACGCGCUACCGCAGUGUUUCUGCCCUCUGUCAUCCUUUAGAAUUCAUUUGUGCUCUGGGAGUAGCAUUAUUAAGGGAUGGACUUCUUUUUUUUUUUCCCCCUCUCUUUUCUUUCCCUCAACCCUACCUUAAAAUGACCAGCCUGGACCGUGUUGGUAUUUUUCCGCAGCCUCCAAGGCAUUUCUAUGGUGGAAGCAUCCAAAAUACUGCCCCAGAAACUUUAAUGAGAAGCGCAGCUAACAGUGUGUCGUUGUGGGAGCAGUUGCAGGAUACCUCGUUCCACCAGAGCUCCGCCAGUCACCUUCUCAGCGCGAACUAAGCUUAAGGAAGAGGAGUUGCUUGAACUGAAAUACAUUUAACUGGAGAAAACGUCACUGUCCAAGCAGGAGCAGCUCUGACUGCCUCUGAGUUCUGCUGGUGGCAAUGUCUCACUGGACUGGUCUCCUCUCCACCGCUGCCAAAGUCAACCUGCUGGUCUUGGUGGUUUCUGUGGUGUUUUCCCGGUCAAGCCUAAGCGACAGAGUUCCCGAAUUUGCCCUUACAAAAAUAGAAGAGAGCGACAUAAAAGAUGACAGCGGGAGAGAGCCGAUAACAGAAGAUGAUGGUGAUCCUGAAGACCUGGAAGUGUUUUACCCAACACAUCAGUGGCAAACCCUCCGUCCAGGUCAGGCCGUUCCUGCAGGGUCACACGUACGAUUAAAUCUGCAGACGGGAGAGAGAGAAGCCAAGCUCCCAGAUAGUGAAAAUGGAAAAAGUGACACGAGAGAAGAGAGAAGAAGAAAAAGGCUGGGCAAGGUGGAUGUUGACUCAAAUUCAUUCACGUCCCAAGAGCUCAAAAAAGCGUUGGCUAAAAUGAAGGAAAGCGAGAAGGCAGAAAGAAAGGCUCACGAGGAAGAGGUGAGGAAGAAGUUCCGGCCCAUAGAGCAGCUGAAGGAGGAGUUUGAAAAGCUGAACGUGAAGAUGGAAACAGAUUAUGAAAUUAUGGUUAAAUUAAUCAGCAAAUUCAACAGCUCUGCCUCCACGCUGGAUGAAAAAGUAGCGGCGCUUUAUGAUCUUGAAUAUUAUGUUCACCAGGUGGACAACGCGAAGGACUUCCUCUCCAUGGGGGGUCUCCAGCUUCUGAUCGACGGGCUGAACAGCACGGAGGCCGCGCUGAAGGAGCAUGCUGCCUUCGUCCUGGGAGCCGCGCUGUCCAGCAACCCCAAAGUCCAGAUAGAAGCAAUCGAGGGCGGCGCGCUGCAGAAGCUCCUGGUCAUUCUGGCCACAGAACAACCCCUGGCUGUCAAGAAGAAGGCUCUCUUCGCCCUGUCCUCCAUGCUGAGACACUUCCCUUACGCCCAGCAGCAGUUCCUCAAGCUGGGCGGCCUCCAGGUCCUCAGGAGCCUCUUCAGGCAGAAGGGGAUGGAGACCCUCUACGUCCGUGUGGUGACGCUCCUCUACGACCUCAUCAUGGAGAAGAUGCUGCUUGAGGACUCGCAGCACGGAGAUCAAAUGGAAGAGAAAAUCCAGCAGUACCGGCAAGUCAAGCUGGUCCCGGCGGUGGUGGAGCAGGACUGGUGUGUGGUUGUUUCCAACCUGCUGGCCAUGCCGGAGCACGACACUCGGGAGAAGGUCCUCAAGACGGUUGGUGUGCUGAUGGCCUUCUGCAAGGAGCGCUACCGGGGGGACCAGGCCCUCAGCACCACCCUCAGCCUCCUGCGCAGCGAGUACGAGGAGCUGGCGGCGGAGGAGCAGAGGGAAGGUGACAAAGACGGCUAUUUCAAGGAACUCCUUGGCUCUGUAAAUACCAUCAUCCAGGAAUUAAGGUGAAACUAGCUGUAGAUCCAGUUCAGUUCCAGAUCAAUUCAAUGCCCAAGGGUGAGUUUUGAUGGCACCGAUGUAAAUGCACUUUUGAAUAAACUGCUGGGCUGAAUGAGA
This is a messenger RNA of Chroicocephalus ridibundus (black-headed gull), 2893 nucleotides long. RefSeq names its product SIL1 nucleotide exchange factor (gene SIL1). The transcript has 11 exons. The record is from RefSeq and is a predicted model, not a curated record. Lineage: Eukaryota; Metazoa; Chordata; Aves; Charadriiformes; Laridae. The coding region runs from base 1400 to 2785 and encodes 461 amino acids.